This is a messenger RNA of Helicoverpa zea (corn earworm), 2254 nucleotides long. Its product is annotated as CREB-regulated transcription coactivator 2-like. Gene Ontology annotation, cellular component: nucleus; cytoplasm. Gene Ontology annotation, biological process: protein homotetramerization; positive regulation of transcription by RNA polymerase II. NCBI's taxonomy places the organism in Eukaryota, Metazoa, Arthropoda, Insecta, Lepidoptera, Noctuidae. Bases 85 to 1659 code for a protein of 524 amino acids. The record is from RefSeq and is a predicted model, not a curated record. Gene Ontology annotation, molecular function: cAMP response element binding protein binding. The transcript has 12 exons.
GGCUGACAGUCAAGCGCGUUUUGGAUCUUUGAACGCUAAAAAUUGUGAUGUAAAAACGAGAAAAAUAAAUGUUUACUGGCCAUCAUGGCGAAUCCAAGAAAAUUUAGUGAAAAAAUUGCCCUCCACCAUCAAAAACAAGCAGAGGAAACAGCUGCUUUUGAACAGAUUAUGCGCGAAGUUUCCGACGCAACCCAAAGGCCGGAAGAAUUACCGCUAUCGAACCAGUAUGCUAUGGCCGGGGGCCGGAGCGGCGGCACAUCGCCGUCACGCUCGCCGGCCGGGCAGCGCGGCCGUGCCUCCUCGUCGGUCGGGCCCAUGCGCCGCCCGGCAGACCGGAGGCACGAUACGAGCCCCUAUGGCAGCACUGUAUACUUGAGUCCGCCGCCGGACAGUAACUGGCGGCGGACGAACUCAGACUCGGCGUUGCACCAGUCGUGCGGCGUGGAACAACAGACGACGGCUCAGCCGCUGUCGCCGCACCGGACCAUGCACUCGCACGCGCACCCACAUCUACAUCCUCACCAGAACCAUCACAGAAGAGGUGACAUCCACUUAGAUGUGUUAGCGCCAAUGAACCCAGCAAAUCGACCAAGAUCGUCAUGUGAAAUACCCAGAAUACCUAACAAUAAUAACACGUAUGACUGUUUCGACAGCGUAUACGCGGGCGGGGAGGGCGGCGGGGGCCUGGGGGGUGAGAUGGCCGUGCCGGGCGGGUCGCUGCCCGACCUGACGUCGGUGCACUUCCCGCCGCCGCACUACGCGCCGCACUCACAGCACGCGCCGCACGCCCACCCCGCGCACCGCGCCUCGCCCGACUACCAGCCCAGAUACUCGCCGACCUCGCCGGGCGCGGUGUCGCCGGGCGGCGGCAGCGUGUCGCCGGCGACCGGCGGCCUGUCGCCGGCGUCCGGCUCCCCCGUCGGGGCCACAGUGCCUCUGCAUCAGCAACACCACGACACAUUGCCGCAGAUGUAUGACGCACAGAAUCACUUAUCUGUACCAAACACAAAUAAUUAUCUUCAUCAUAAUAAGAAUAUGUCGCCUCUGGACCACGGGUGGAUACCCUCCGGCUACCAGACGCAUUGUAGUCCGCCCUCACAAUAUUCGUCAACGUCGAAUAUUAACAUACCUUCACCAACGAUGGUGCACAGUCCAGGGAGUCCGGUGGAGUCACCGCAAACAGACUACAAUAAUUUACAUCAAGCGUUACUACAACCUUUCGAGCAAAUCACAAUGUUGGACAAUCCGGUGUCGAGCUACAAUACGACGUAUCUCAACCACGGGUCACCGCACUCGCCGCAGACGACGAAUUCGUCGUUAUCAUAUCCCCAGUCGACGGCGACGAGCUGCGGCAGCGGCAGCGGCUCCAUGGGGUGCGCGCGGCACAACGCGCGCGACCCGGUGGCGGGCGGCGGCGGCUUCGCGGCGCUGCAGCCGCUCGCCUCGCCCUCCGCGCCGCCCACGCCCGCCACGCCCGCCUCCAUCCCCGACAUCGUGCUCACAGACUACUCGGGCGAGCUGGACGCGGGCAUGUUCGGCGGCGAGGAGGCGCAGCUGCGGGCGGGCCUGGACCUCGACGACCUCAACCUGCUGGACGACCCCACCGCGCUCGUGCCCGACUCCGCCGUCGAGCACGAGUUCCGCCUCGACCGCUUGUAGUACCCGCCACAUUCCCCCACACCGAGUGCUGACAACCAAUCAGAAGUUCCCACUGUCAUUUAAAUUUCGAACAGACAAAUGCAUAGGACAGUCGUGCGGUUAAAACCAGGGGCUUGAACCUGCUAAUUUUACUGAAACAAAAAGUAGUAGAAUGCCCCAUAAGGUUAAAACUGCUAUUGAGAUUCAAUUGUUACCCACACAGAUUCAAUUGUUGUCACAUUAUUAAUUUAGCGGAAUCAAGCCCCAGCAGAGUAUCCUGAACAUGCUGGCUGUAAAACACCAGCCUAUCAAUGUAGGAGUUCGAUUUUUCGUCAAGGUGGGUCAUAUUUGUGAUUGGUUGUUAGUACAAAUAUCUGGAUUUUAUAGUCACUGUAUAAGCCCGGACGGUUAGAGCUUACCAGUAAACCCUUUCGAAUACUAUGUAGUGUACGGAUAUGCUAAGUUUUACCAGUUUUUAGAACAAAAAUGUUGUUUUUGUUCUAAAAAGUUCUAAAUAAACCAUGAAAGGUUUGCAGAUUUCACUUUAUGGAGUUGGUAAAUCUUAGGUUUUACUGGAAAAUCUUAUGACUGACCGUAGUUCGAGCUUUUACAGUAA